AUGCAAUUAUUAUCUACACAACAUGAAAUAUUACCUUCUUCAUUUGAAACUUAUCAACAAUAUGAAAAUGAAAUGAUUACUUUCUUAAAUCAAAAUGAAGUUUGUUUUAGUGUAAAUAAUUAUAACAAUGAAAGUCAAUAUUUAAAUACUGAAAAACCUACAAGAGUAUUAAUUAAUGGAAUUUAUGAAAGAAUAAAUGAAGAAUGGAGGAAUCAAUAUUUUGAUUUGAUUAAAACAAUGGGAAAGCAAUACCCUGAACAAAGUGAUAUUAUUUUAUUAAAUAUCUUUGCAUUAAUUCACCCCGAAAUUAAAGCUAUUAUUCCAAAAAAAUAUUAUAUUGAAGUACCAUUAAGUUUACAACAAUUUAUUGAUAAAUGUAAACUAUUAUAUCCUAAAGGAAAUAUUGAAGGAAAGAAAGAACAAUGGAUAUUGAUGAAUGAAAAGAAGGGAUAUGAGUGUAAAGAAUUAAGUUCAUUAAUUAAUCAAUAUUGGAAAGGAUGUGUUAUUGAUAUAGGAAGUGGAAAAGGUUAUUUGAUGGAAGAGCUUCAAAAGAAGGGAAUUGAAUGUAUUGGUAUUGAAGGAAAAGAAGAAUAUGUUAAAGCAAUGAAAGAUAGAAAUCAAAAGGUUGCUAAAAUAGAAAAGAUUGAACCAAAGAAAGACGUCAAAGUCGCUAGUGAAUAUUUAUCAAGUGAUAUUACAUCAGAAGCAUUCAUGGAAAUUGUUCAAAAAUUAACUUCAUCACAAGAAUUUCUUAUGACUUGUUUACAUGCUUGUGGUAAUCUCACUCCAACAUUAUUAAGACUUUCAAUUAAUAUCCCUCAAAUUAAAAUGAUUUGUGCUGUUGGUUGUUGUUAUCAUAAAUUAACAGAAGAGAUAGACAAUUGGAAAACAAAUCCACUUGAAAAGAAACAAACAUAUGUCAAUGAAAAACAAUAUGGUUUUCCUAUGAGUGAAUUUGUCAAACAAUCCAUUCAUUUCCAUUUAGCACAUUCUGAAAUAUCAACAUUUGCUGAUCCAAUGAAAAUGAGUAAAGAUGACUUUAUUAAAAUGAUGAAACAACAAUCGUUCAAAGCAGUAUUUGAAUUUAUUAUGUAUAAAACUCUUGGGUCACAAGAAGACCAUCCAACUGGUAAAACAAAGAAUGGUAGUUUUCAUGAAUAUUUUGAAAGUGCUUUAAGGAAUAUUCAGAAACGAACUUCAUUUACUUAUAGAGACAAAACUUAUAAUGAGAGAUUGAUGACGUUCAUUCAAGAAUAUUUAAACACAAAAGAACCAAACAUGAAUGUACAAAGUAUCUUUAAUCAACUAACAAUAAAUGGAAUCUUAGUUGAACGAGCAGCAUUUAUUAUCCUUGGUGCAUUAAUUGCACCAGUAUUAGAAUCAUCAAUUGUUGUUGAUAGAGUUCUUUAUCUCCAACAAUAUUGUAAACAAGUGAGUUGUCAAAGAGUAUUUGAUUCUUCCAUCUCACCAAGGUGUUUUGCUUUGAUAGCAAAGAAGUAA
This is a messenger RNA of Entamoeba histolytica HM-1:IMSS, 1500 nucleotides long. RefSeq lists its product as uncharacterized. The transcript has a single exon. Lineage: Eukaryota; Evosea; Mastigamoebida; Endamoebidae. The record is from RefSeq and is a predicted model, not a curated record. The coding region runs from base 1 to 1500 and encodes 499 amino acids.